GCGCGGGUUUGUCAAAAAAAAAAAAAUACAAACUCAUUGGAAAAUAAUACCCGAUAUGUGCGUUCUUUCAUGCUCUUCAGACAGUUACUGUAGUUGUUACGGAAGAACUAAACUGUUAUUCGCCUAAGCUUUCCGUGUGUUAGGGAAAUCAAAACUUUACUAGAAAAUCCAUUAAUUGGAUUAGCAAAAGCCACUUUGAUUAGCGUGCUGGACUAAUGUGGGGUAGGUAGCAUAGCGCUAACAGCAGCUUGUUUUCUCAUAGGGUUUGGAUGACAGCAGCCAACCUGACACUCAGAUCUGACAGCCGAGGGUUUUGUAGUUAACAAUGCAUUUAUUGUAAUUUUUCUGUGUUUCUAAGAACAGUUUCGCUAAGCUAACGUGUAUGCGCUAGCUGUCACCUGUGUUCACUUAUUGGAACGCAGGCGUGAUUCAGAUCAUACAUACUGGUACGCAGCCCUACUUAAAUUAUGGAUAGCUAUUCUGCUGGACGGGAAGGUAAACACCAAAAGAAGAAAGGCUUCACCUCGCAACUCAGCACACCUGGCAAUGACGAUGGAGACCGUAAGCCCAAGUUUAAUUUGCACUUUAAAAACCUCACAGAUGAUGUGCUGGACAGGUUUGCCAGUAUCCGUAUCCCAGGUAGUAGGAAGGAACGCCCCAACUUGCCCCACGCAAAGCACGGCUCCACUGAUUGGUCGACUCCUUCCUCCACCUCCUCCUCCACCAUCUCCCAGCUAGAGGAGUUGUCCUCAAAGAUCACCUCAGAGAAAGAGAUCCUGGCUCUGUUUGAGAAGAUGAUGGAGGACAUGAACCUCAAUGAAGACAAGAAGGUUCCUCUGAGGCACAAGGACCUGACCAUGAAGAGAGAGAUGGUCAUUCAGUACGUCUUCACUGCCUCAAAAACCGGCAGUUUGCGGAGCAGCCACCAGAUCUCACCGCAGGAGUUCCUGGGAGAGUUGAAGUCGGGGGUGAUGGACGAACGGCUGCUGGCCUGUCUGGACUCACUGCGUGUGUCUCUCACCAGCAACCCAGUCAGCUGGGUGCAGGGCUUUGGCCACGAGGGUCUGGGCCUGCUGCUGGACGUGCUGGAGAGACUGCUGUCCAGAAAACAGCAGGAGAAGAUGGACAGGAGGAACCAACACAAAGUGGUGCAGUGUCUCAAAGCCUUCAUGAACAACAAGUAUGGCUUAGAGCGUAUCCUGGGCGAAGAGAAGUCUCUGGCUCUGUUGGCCUUGGCGAUCGAGCCAAGCCAGUCAGCCAUGAUGACGGACGCUGUCAAGCUCCUGUCCGCCAUCUGCAUCGUAGGCGAAGAGAACACCUUGGAGAAGGUACUUGAAGCCAUCACUGCAGCCGGGGAGAAGAGAGCCAUCGAGCGGUUCGCUCCCAUCGUACAGGGACUCCGAGACCGCUCUGUACAGCUACAGGUGGCCUGCAUGCAGCUUAUCAACGCCUUGGUGACGUCUCCGGACGAGCUGGACUUCAGACUGCACCUCAGGAAUGAAUUUAUGCGCUGCGGCCUCAAAGAGAUAUUACCGCACCUGUCAUCCACCAGGAAUGAGGCGUUGGAGAUCCAGCUGAAGGUGUUUGAGGAGAACAAGGAGGAAGACAUGAUGGAGUUCUCCCACCGACUGGAAGACAUCCGCUGUGAGAUCACUGAUGUGGGGGAUGUGUUCAGCGUGGUCCAGAGCAUGGCGAAGGACUCCAGUGCUGAGAACUACUUCCUGUCCAUCCUCCAACACCUGAUGCUAAUCCGCAACGACUACCUGGCCAGGCCUCAGUACUUUAAGAUUAUAGAGGAAUGUGUCUCUCAGAUCGUUCUCCACCGCAGUGGAACCGACCCCGACUUCUCCUACCGCAAGCGCCUUGAUGUGGACUUCAGCCACCUCCUAGAUGUGUGUGUGGAUCAAGCCCGGAUUGAUGAGUACGAACAGAGAGCUUCAGAGCUGGCUCAGAAAUCUGAGGAGGACUUCCUUAGCAGACAGGAGACUCAGGCAGAGCUUCUGAAAUGUGAGGAGAAAAUAACAGAGCUCACCAACGAGCUACAGGCCUUCAGGACUCAGUUUGGAGCUGGACCGGGGGCCUUGACCUCUGCUGCGUCUCUUGGUCUCCAUGGAUCUUCUGCUCCUUCUGCUGCUCCCGGCUGUCCUCCUCCUCCACCGCCUCCUCCUCCACCUCCUCCACUGCCUGGAUGUGGUGUCCCAUCACCACCUCCUCCUCCUCCUCCAUUCGGUGCUCCUCCACCACCACCUCCUCCCCCUGGUAUGGCGAGCCUCCUAGGCUCCCCCAAACCCCUGGUUCUCCCCUACGGCCUGAGACCCAAGAAGGAGUUCAAACUAGAGACCUCCAUGAGACGCCUUAACUGGUCCAAGAUCCGUCCACAGGAGAUGUCUGAGGGCUGUUUCUGGGUGCUGGCGGACGAGGAUCGCUACGCCAAGCCAGACCUCCUCAGCAGGCUGGCCUACGCCUUCGGAUCCCAAAGACCAGCCCGGAGAGAAGAGGAGGACCUGGAGGACCGUAAACCGCUGAAGAAGAGAAUCAAGGAGCUCAAAGUUCUUGAGCCCAAGAUCGCUCAAAAUCUCUCAAUCUUUCUGGGCUCGUUUCGUAUGCCUUACGAGGAGAUCCGUAGGAUGAUUGUGGAAGUGGAUGAAGAACAGCUGACUGAGUCCAUGAUCCAGAACCUGGUGAAGCACCUUCCAGAACAAGAGCAGCUUGCAGCGCUGGCUAAGUACCAGCAGGAGUAUAGCAGCCUAUCAGAGCCUGAGCAGUUUGUUUUGGUGAUGAGCAGUGUGAAGAGGCUGCGCCCUCGCCUCAGCCACCUGCUCUUCCGGAUGCAGUUCGAGGAGCAGGUAUCAAACCUGCGGCCCGACAUCCUGGCGGUGAGCGCGGCGUGCGACGAGGUGCGGAAGAGCCGCUCGUUCAGCCGUCUGCUGGAGCUGGUGCUGCUGCUGGGGAACUACAUGAACUCCGGCUCCCGCAACGCCCAGUCGUACGGCUUCGACCUCAGCUCCCUCUGCAAGCUGAAGGACACCAAGUCAGCUGACCAGAAAACUACACUACUCCACUUCCUGGCGCGGGUGUGUGAGGAGGAGUUUGGUGACGUGGUGAAGUUCGUGGAAGAGCUGGAACAUGUGGACCGAGCCAGCAGAGUCUCAGCAGAGAACCUGGAGAAGAGCCUGGUGCAGAUGGAGCGGCAGCUGCUUCAGCUGGAGAAAGAUCUGAAGACUUUUUCCUCCUCAGACCUCCCCCAGGACAUGUUCCUCACCAAGAUGUCCAGCUUUGCCAAGCACGCACGGGAGCAGUACGCCAAGCUGGUUGUUCUGCAGGGGAACAUGGACGCCCAGUACCAGAGCAUGGUGCAGUUCUUCUCCAUCGACCCCAAGAAGACCUCUGUGGAGGAGCUCUUCAAUGACCUCAGCAACUUCCGCACCAUGUUCAUCCAAGCGCUGAAGGAGAACCAGAGGAGCAGGGAAUUGGAGGAGAAGCAGCGUCGGGUCCGGCUAGCCCAGGAGAAAGCUGAGAAAGAAAAGCUCCAGAGACAACAGAAGAAGAAGAGUCUGAUGGAUGUCAACAUCAACUCAGAAAACGAGGAGACGGGGGUGAUGGACAGCCUGCUGGAGGCUCUGCAGUCUGGGGCCGCCUUCAGGGACCGCAGGCGGAGAGCCCCCAGACCCAGAGAUCAAAAGAUCAUCAGUCCCGGCUCCUUCAGACAGGUCCUGCGACCCGUCCCGCCUGGUAACAACGAGAACAUCAGACCAGCUGUGCAGGGCUUCAUCUCCCCCCUCAGCCGAGGCCCCGGAGGUCCCGGUACCAGAGGGCCCCCAACUAGGGGCCCCUGCAAGACCACCACCACACACAUGGAGAGAGAUAGACCAACUGAGAGAGAGAGACCUGUGGAGAGGGAGAGACCGGCCGAGAGAGAUAGAGCUGCAGAGAGAGAGAGAAAGGUAGAGAGAGAGAUAGAUGCAGAGAGAGAGGGACCGGGAGAGCGAGAUAGAGCUGCAGAGAGAGAGAGGCUGGUUGAGAGACAUAGACCCGCAGAGAGAGAGAGACCACGAGAGAGAGAUAAUCAGAGAGAGCGGCUGGGAGAGAGAGGGAGGAUGGCUGAGAGACAUAGGCCUGCAGAGAGAGAGAUGGAAAGCAAGACGGAGAGUAAUAUAGUGGUUGAAUCUUUGGCAACAGGUUGUAAACAGUCGCCUUCAUCUUCCUCGCUAAAAGGAGAUUCUGAUGUGGAUGCCCUGCUGGCAAGACUCAGAGCUCUGUAGGAGGAACACACGCAUGUUCAGACUACUAGUAGCAUGCCUCUAGCAUUAAGGUUAUUAGCAGUGGUUACUAGCACGCUUAAUGCCCAGCAAACACAUGUCUUGAAAGACAUUCCACGGAUGGCCAAUCUUUCUCUAGGACUAAUAACAGCAUUGGAUAAGGAUAAAGUCUCACAGUGGCGUGGUCUUGGCAGUCCAGUGUGAUUGCACCAGAUUUACCAGCUAGUGGAAGAUCCAGCAGAUACUGAGAAACAACACAGGCACAGCCUCAAUUAAAGACGUUAGCGUUGCCUUAUGUAUGUACACAUUCUGCUCUUCGAUUGGUCCUAUUUAGCUUUAAUCAUAAACACUACAGGUAUAAUCGUCAUUUAUUGUUGUCAACUGUGUCUUUAAGUACAAAAGAGAAAACAUUGUAAUUCAUGUUUAUGUUUUCAAACUUUAUUUCUAACAAGGGUACAAAUGUCUCAAAGUUCUUGAGAACUGAGUAGUUAGUUUGUGUUGAUGAUUGUGUUUUGUUUUGGUUUGUAUUUGUCCUUUCAUCUAUUUGAAAUCUCUUCCGUCCACACCGGACUAAGAAUGGCUGUGCACAACUUUUGUAUUUAAUCGGUCACACGUAGAUUUGUAUUUUCUAUACUACUAUAAAAAUUAAGAUUUUUUCACUUUUCUAAGGACAACAGCGAGAGAGCUUUGUGUUUGUGCUGUCCUUCGUUUUGAUGUCUUUCCAGAGUUGAGUGUAUGUUUUUGUGUAUGUAUGUAUAUACUUAUGUGUGUGUAUAUAUAUAUAUAUAUAUAUAUAUAUAUAUAUAUAUAUAUAUAUAUAUAUAUAUAUAUAUAUAUAUAUACGCACACUCUGAAUCGGUGUGCCUCUUAUGUUUGCUUAUGAGCAUACUUCCAUGAAUGGAAACGCUUGGAGAGGUGAUGUUUAAUCAUAUAAGCAUCUCCAACGUUUGGAUAAACAGUGAAACUCUGCUUUGUUAUACAGCCAUCUCAUCUUGAGUUUUGUAGACAUAUUUACAAUAAAGCAAGGUAAAAAAUA
Messenger RNA from Gadus macrocephalus (Pacific cod), 5295 nucleotides. Its product is annotated as protein diaphanous homolog 3-like. Bases 468 to 4262 code for a protein of 1264 amino acids. The transcript has 28 exons. Gene Ontology annotation, molecular function: actin binding; small GTPase binding; microtubule binding. Gene Ontology annotation, biological process: actin filament polymerization; actin cytoskeleton organization. The record is from RefSeq and is a predicted model, not a curated record. NCBI's taxonomy places the organism in Eukaryota, Metazoa, Chordata, Actinopteri, Gadiformes, Gadidae. Gene Ontology annotation, cellular component: actin filament; cytoplasm.